This is a messenger RNA of Thunnus maccoyii (southern bluefin tuna), 1629 nucleotides long. RefSeq names its product zgc:153031. Gene Ontology annotation, molecular function: dihydrofolate reductase activity; NADP binding. Gene Ontology annotation, cellular component: mitochondrion. Lineage: Eukaryota; Metazoa; Chordata; Actinopteri; Scombriformes; Scombridae. Gene Ontology annotation, biological process: glycine biosynthetic process; folic acid metabolic process; tetrahydrofolate biosynthetic process. The transcript has 6 exons. Bases 185 to 781 code for a protein of 198 amino acids. The record is from RefSeq and is a predicted model, not a curated record.
AGUCAGGAUUUUCAGGAUGCACUGAAACUCAAACUCCACCGCGUCCAAUAGCAGCUGCCGGUCGGUGGGCGGUGAUAGUUUAGCUCAGUCCUCAAUAAAUUGUUCCCGCACAGACAGACUCCGUUCCUUAGUUGCAGAUCGAGAUUCUGAGCUGCUUGUUGGUUUAUUUGACUGCCUGUUGAAGAUGGAAGUGAGCCCGGACAAAGUGCAGAGGAAACCCAUUCGCCUCAUAGCUGCAGUUUGCAAUGACAGGGGGAUCGGAAAAGAUGGAAAACUGCCCUGGGAUUUACCGUCUGAAUUCCAGUACUUUCUCAACACUAUCACAAGAGUGUCACGACCAGGAAAGAUGAAUAUGAUGGUCUGGGGAAGACUGUGUUGGUACUCCCACCCAGAAAAUUUCUUCCCAUUGGCCAAUGCCCUGCAUGUGGUGCUGAGUAAGACACUGAACACGGUUCCAGAUCAUGCCCACUUCUUGUGUCAAGACUUUGAGAGCGCUAUCCGCCUGGCAGCGCAGCAUCCUCUCGCUGACCUAGUCGAGACCAUCUGGAUUAUUGGUGGGACUCGAGUCUACCAGGAUGCGUUGAAGCAUCCCUGGUGUGACUUGGUUUACCUGACAGACGUCAUGGCUGACUUUGACUGUGAUGUCUUCUUCCCUGAGUUCGACAGAGGGCUCUUCAAAGUUCAAGAAAGAUUUCCUGGUGUACCGAGCGAAAUCCAAGAGGAGAACGGCAUCAAGUACAAAUUCCAAGUAUUCAAGAAAGAGACAGGUGAAGCGGUGUAGAUAACAAACAGAAGAAAUGAAGAGAUUAUCAAGAAACAUGUCACUCUGGUGUAUUAUGAGUCCUUGAAAACUCCUUGAAAAAACAAUUUUCAACAUUUAUUGCUGAGUCAACUCCUGUGUAGACUGUAGAGACAUGCUUCUAAAACCAAAAACCACAGUGUGUUUUUGGACUUCUUGCCUCUAGUCUCAUUAACUCUCUUUGUAUAAUAUAGUCAUUGAGCAUUCCAGUGUAAAUAUAACCUUAUAUUCUUUGCAAUACUGAAAUACUGUGAGCACAGACACUUUAACAGCAGUCCAAGUGUUUAUGUGAAUUUAUUCCUUAGAUUUAUUUUCCUCAUUGCUGCUGCUUGCUUGGAUAUUAUUCUCAAUGCUGUUAGAAAAACAAAAUCCACUGCCACCUUCUGCUGUCACCUUAUCACUUGUCAGCGUUCCCAUCUCGUCCUCCUCCUCAGUAAUAUUGCAGCUGCACAGAAAAUAUGCUCGUCAGUGAGUCAGUCAGCGACCUACGUCAGUGACAGCCUGCGCUCUGGGUAUCACAGCAGAUCUGGUCCCAUCUAAGCCAACAAGACAGAUGCCAGUUUAGAAAAUGAGGAGUGAAUUAUAGUGCUGGUUUGCUUUGAUAUUAUGACUGUGUUGUUAUCUAGAUAAAUAUGGAGAAAUGUUACAUCUUUGAAUUUGUUGUGGUAAGAAAUGGUAAGAUGCAUAUUUAUUAAUGAAAAGUUUUUACUGCAUAGUUUUUUGUGAAUCUGGGAGGUUUUUAAUGAAAAUAAAUCACCUGUACCAUUGUAAUGAAGAAGUCCACAUUUUGUGAAUUAAUUUUCCAUUUUCAAUAAAAUUAUGCUUAUUAA